Molecule: messenger RNA, 1401 nt
Organism: Perca flavescens (yellow perch)
Lineage: Eukaryota; Metazoa; Chordata; Actinopteri; Perciformes; Percidae
Product: isocitrate dehydrogenase [NAD] subunit alpha, mitochondrial
Exons: 11
Coding region: 49-1152 (367 amino acids)
Biological process (GO): tricarboxylic acid cycle; isocitrate metabolic process
Cellular component (GO): mitochondrion
Molecular function (GO): NAD binding; magnesium ion binding; isocitrate dehydrogenase (NAD+) activity
Source: RefSeq, a predicted model, not a curated record
CUGAGCCCGCCUCUUCCUGUCAGAGUGAAGCUCUUCUUCUUCUUCAGUAUGGCAGGCUGCGCGUGGAGGUCAAUGCUGUCCCAGGUGGUGGUGGGGGCCAAGAGGCCCACCCUCUCUUCAGCUGCCUUCUUCUCCAGAGGGAUGCAGACUGUGACUCUGAUUCCUGGAGACGGGAUUGGACCGGAGAUCUCCAGCGCCGUCAUGAAGAUCUUUGAGGCUGCCAAGGCUCCCAUCAGGUGGGAGGAGAGGAACGUGACGGCCAUUAAAGGACCAGGAGGAAGGUGGAUGAUCCCUCCAGAUGCUAAAGAGUCCAUGGACCGCAACAAGAUCGGCCUCAAAGGACCCCUGAAGACGCCCAUCGCUGCCGGCCACCCCUCCAUGAACCUGCUGCUGAGGAAGACCUUCGACCUUUACGCCAACGUGCGGCCGUGCGUCUCCAUCGAAGGCUACAAGACCCCCUACACCAACGUGGACCUGGUCACCAUCCGGGAGAACACCGAGGGAGAGUACAGCGGCAUCGAACAUGUGAUCGUGGAGGGCGUGGUCCAGAGCAUCAAACUCAUCACCGAGGAGGCCAGCAGACGCAUCGCCGAGUACGCCUUCGAAUACGCCCGCAACAACCAGAGGAGCAGCGUCACAGCUGUCCACAAGGCCAACAUCAUGCGAAUGUCAGACGGUCUGUUUCUGAGAAAAUGUCGGGAGGUUGCCGAGGGUUACAAAGACAUCAAGUUCACAGAGAUGUACCUGGACACCGUGUGCCUCAACAUGGUUCAGGAUCCGACCCAGUUUGACGUGCUGGUCAUGCCCAACCUGUACGGAGAUAUCCUCAGUGAUCUGUGUGCCGGUCUGAUCGGAGGACUCGGAGUCACUCCCAGCGGGAACAUCGGAGCUAACGGAGUCGCCAUCUUUGAAUCGGUUAGUCCACGGCCCCCCGACAUCGCCGGCCUGGACAUGGCCAACCCCACCGCCCUGCUGCUCAGCGCCGUCAUGAUGCUGCGCCACAUGGGUCUCCAUGACUACGGCAACAAGAUCCAGACGGCCUGCUUCAACACCAUCAGAGACAAGAAGGUGCUGACCAAGGACCUCGGAGGAAACUCCAAGUGUUCAGAGUUUACAGCUGACAUCUGCAGCCGCAUCCAGGACCUGGACUGAAGCUACGCCACACGCUACACGCCACACGCUACACGCCACACGCUACACGCCACACGCUCUGACUCCCUCUUCACCUCCCUCUGACUCCCUCUCUUCCUCCCCCUAUUGGCUGGUUCUAUCUCUGGUGUUUACAUAAAGAAAAAUCAUGUUUCCUGUAACGAGGCGAUAGAUGAGAAGCCUUUAUUGUCAUUAUGUUGGCGAAGAUGGGGCGGGGCUUGUGUCACUAGGGGCGGGACUUGUGUCACUAGG